This is a messenger RNA of Lipotes vexillifer (Yangtze River dolphin), 1158 nucleotides long. It is a transcript of the gene HOXA3, whose product is annotated as homeobox A3. Gene Ontology annotation, cellular component: nucleus. The record is from RefSeq and is a predicted model, not a curated record. The coding region runs from base 1 to 1158 and encodes 385 amino acids. The transcript is spliced from 3 exons. Gene Ontology annotation, biological process: regulation of transcription by RNA polymerase II; anterior/posterior pattern specification; embryonic skeletal system morphogenesis. Lineage: Eukaryota; Metazoa; Chordata; Mammalia; Artiodactyla; Lipotidae. Gene Ontology annotation, molecular function: DNA-binding transcription factor activity, RNA polymerase II-specific; RNA polymerase II cis-regulatory region sequence-specific DNA binding.
AUGCAAAAAGCGACCUACUACGACAGCUCGGCGAUCUACGGUGGCUACCCUUACCAGGCAGCCAACGGGUUCGGUUAUAAUGCCAGUCAGCAGCCGUACCCGGCGUCCGCAGCACUGGGCGCCGACGGCGAGUACCACAGACCCCCCCCGCCGCAGCCCCCUGCGCCUGCCCCUACCGCGCCCCCGCCCCCCUCGUCGGUCUCACCCCCUCAGAAUGGCAGCAGCAACCCCACCCCCGCCAGCGCAGCCAAGAGCCCCCUACUCAACUCGCCCACCGUGGCCAAACAAAUCUUCCCCUGGAUGAAAGAGUCUCGGCAAAACACAAAGCAGAAAACCAGCGGCUCCAGCUCAGGGGAGAGCUGCGCAGGUGACAAGAGCCCACCUGGGCAGGCGUCGUCCAAGAGGGCGCGCACGGCCUACACGAGCGCUCAGCUGGUGGAGCUGGAGAAGGAAUUUCACUUCAACCGCUACCUGUGCCGGCCGCGCCGUGUGGAGAUGGCCAACCUGCUAAACCUCACCGAGCGCCAGAUCAAGAUCUGGUUCCAGAAUCGCCGCAUGAAGUACAAGAAGGAUCAGAAGGGCAAGGGCAUGCUGACAUCAUCAGGGGGCCAGUCCCCAAGUCGCAGUCCUGUGCCGCCCGGCGCUGGCGGUUAUCUUAACUCUAUGCAUUCGCUGGUUAACAGCGUCCCGUACGAGCCCCAGUCGCCCCCGCCUUUCUCCAAGCCCCCCCAGGGCGCCUACGGGCUGCCCCCCGCCUCCUAUCCCGCACCUCUGCCCAGCUGCGCGCCCCCGCCGCCCCCGCAGAAGCGCUACACCGCGACGGGGGCGGGCGCGGGGGGCACACCCAACUAUGAUCCGCACGCGCAUGGCCUGCAGGGCAACGGCAGCUAUGGGACUCCACAAUUACAGGGAAGCCCCGUCUUCGUUGGGGGCAGCUAUGUGGAGCCCAUGAGCAACUCUGGUCCCCCCCUCUUUGGCCUAACUCACCUCCCCCACGCCGCCUCGGCUGCCAUGGACUACGGGGGCGCUGGGCCGCUGGGCAGUGGCCACCAUCAUGGGCCCGGGCCAGGGGAGCCGCACCCCACCUACACGGACCUUACCGCCCACCAUCCUUCUCAGGGAAGAAUUCAGGAAGCCCCCAAGCUCACCCAUCUGUGA